Messenger RNA from Babesia ovata, 2976 nucleotides. RefSeq lists its product as uncharacterized. Bases 1 to 2976 code for a protein of 991 amino acids. The record is from RefSeq and is a predicted model, not a curated record. The transcript is spliced from 3 exons. Lineage: Eukaryota; Apicomplexa; Aconoidasida; Piroplasmida; Babesiidae.
AUGCCUCAGAUUUGUUUGGACAAGUCAACAACAGCGCAUCUCUGGAAACUGGCGACGGGUUGUUUUAGAACUAAGGUCGUUCGUUCUACGCAUUUCAAUUUCAUCGGCGAUCAUGCAGUGCAUGAUCUUCCCAAGGAACUCACACUUGAUCCAAAUGUGAGGACUCAUGACAGAAUUAGGUCCACGCGCCUGUUGUGGACAAUCUCACCUCGUGGUUGUGAGCGUAAUCCAUGGUCUUCAAAUGAUUUGGGUGAGCUCCCAACGGGCUCUACGCAUAUGUCUGAGCCUUUUGAAAUUGACAGCGUAGUUUCAAAUAAUGUGGAUACCGCAUUUGCGCUGCUGCGCUGCCAUCUGAGCGGCGACCACAACACGUUAGCUCAGAACGGGACUCUAACCAUCGACGUUGUGGAUGAUACCAAUAACCUAUGCCUAGCUUCUACGUCAAUAUCGUUGCACAUCCUUGACGUUUCUUCGACUAUUAAUCUGAGGAACGUAAGAUUGCUGGACAGCCGUGGAUUACAGGUUGGCAGUUUGGAGUUGUGCUACGUCUCGCAGCAGCGCUGGGUAAAGGUGAACAAGCGCAAGUUGUCAUUUCUCAACUCACAGCGUUCAUCUGGUGUGAAAUCAGUGGUAGAAACAUCGGCUAACUAUGCAACUUCUGCGCUAGAAGGUAGGAAGGAAUCCACCCCAAACGGCCAGGUGGGCUCUGGAUUCCAGGGCCUCAAUGAUAGGGCUGAUGAAUUCGUCUUGCUAUUCUGGAACUCCACAAGCUCUUCCUUUGUCAAAGCGCACCCGAAUGAUUAUCAGUUGCAGUUGAUGCGAAAUUUCAUCAGGGCUCCAUUUUGCGGAGAAUCAGGCGUAGAAGAUACUAGUAAUGAUGACCACAGCUCGGUAGCCGCAUCUGUGAAGGUUGACAACGCAAGACUGCCCAACAACGAAGGGUCGAUCGUGUCAAGUGCCAGGUCAGAUAAUCGUUCGGAUGUUUUGCAACUACCGGAUCUUCAAUGCGCCAACCCCGCUGCUUCUGGGUUUACUUCUAGCUCCGAGUUUGCCUCCGAUUUUGGCGAUGACGAGGGGUCCUGUCGCUCCGAUAUGUCACAUUCGGCGGAUCCCGGAUCAGUGCGUUUAUACGACUUCCUCUCCCACCAGGACCGGAUAAUACAAUCGCAACUGACACGGCAGUUGAGUGUGGAUGCGAUGUCGAGUUCAUCUUGGACUUCAUGUACGCGUACAGCCCCUAGUUUAACAAAGCAAGUGCCUGAUGGGAAGCGCUACACUCAGGGUCCUAUCGCAGCCACACCCUUUGGCAUAACGUCGCCGUCUCAUAGUCUCGCCGAUCUCUCGAUGGACACGCUGUCGGAUAUCAGUAGUGUCGUUAAUAGCAUCGAUGACAGUACAAUGUAUUCUGACAUUGAUGUUUCAGUCACCAAUGGUUUUAGAGAACGCGUGGUGCUACGACAAGUGGAUGCCAUAACAUCUCCCCAUCGGGGCCUCCAUGAUCAUCUUGCGCGUCAUCCAUAUGGUUACAAGCCUGGUGAUAUCAGAGGCCAGGCGAGUGCCUCGUAUGUAAACACUGCUGCGGUGUCAUUUGAUACCCCAAUACGCCAGAAGACUCAUUCCCUUGGUGACCGCAAGACCGAAAUAGGUUUUGGAGGAUUCGCUGGCCCCCGAUUAAUUCCGGAUAUUCCAGUUGGUAAGAAGGGAGGACCCUGCUUGAACACUUCAGUGUCAACGGUCGAUAUUCCAUCUAUAGAUGCGACUGAUGACCAGUUGGCGCCAUUGAGCUCAAUUAACUGGUCCGCAGAAGGCGCGAUGGACUCGGGAGAGACGAUUAUGCCUUUUCAAGGCGACAACAAUGGCAACGGACGCCAGUGCUCAGUAUAUUUGCGCGAUACGGAAUGCCAGUUUGACAUUGUGGAAGACGGUCACUGCUCAGUUGUGAUAGAGGACACAACACCGAAAGUGGUACCCAAUGAUAUUAUCGACGUGGACCGCUUUUAUACAGACGACAGUUACUUGUUCGGCGCGCUGCAUGCUGCAGGGAGUAUGGGAUCCGAUUGCAGCUCUACCAUCAAUAACUUCUACACAGCUGCGGAUGGCGUAGAAUUCGGGACCAACGAGUCGUGCAUGGUCCGUGAGCCUACGAGCUCACCGUGCAAACCUUUCAAGAAUAGCCUCUUGUCGGCUGUGUACAACGCUAUUACGGCUGACCUGAGCUCGCUAUCCGUGUCCGAUCUGGGUGUGGACCACGCCGAGUGCAGCCUCGACGUGAUGAGCGAAGCGCUGACUGACGCCCGAGCUCUACAGGUUCAGCAGGAACGUCUCUCUAACGAGUUGCUGAUGAACUUUUUCCUGCAGCUACUGCACUGCUACAGCCAAAAAGGUUUGCUGCAGGUGAUGCUCAUGGAGGACGUCGUUCAAAAGCACCUGUCGGCGGCGGACCUGAUGACCUUCCUGCCUGCUGACUACAACCCAACCGUCAUCAGGGUUGCGCUAGAUAUUCUGGUUCGCCAGCUGGGAAUGGCUCUGCCGCCGGGUCGGCCUGAUGAGAGUCAGAAAGGCACCGACUACGUAGACCCUCCGCAGGCGCCCCCAACGUGGAAGGACCAGGUGCUCCGUAAUGCGGCAAUGCGAGACAGCACGGGUGACAGGCGCUCCAUGGACAAGUUCUGUCGUUUGUCCGAUUGUGAAACAUUCUCUGAGGUGAGCUAUGUGGAGGAUUGCUUCCAGCCCACCAAGGAGCUGGCGCAUCGCCAGCUAGUCCUGCGGCAGUUCCAGGCCGCUCUUCAGGAUAUGCGCCAGCAGAUGGUGGCCAUUGACACGCGCAAACUUGUCUACAUAUCGAGGCUACACUCUAAGCCUAUAAAGAAGCGGGGUUGUCGCCUCUCGCUGCUGGCGAUCAAGAUCGCGCUUUACCGCAUCUUUUGCGGCCGUAGAAAGCUGGCCGUCAGGGAGAGCCAUGUGAUACUUAUAUGA